AUGUUGAAGCUUGUUGAAAUGCCAUUUGCUAGGAAAUACAUCAAAGAGCAAAUCAGGAAGCCAUCUUCAGGUUUUUGGGGAUUCAUCGCAAGAAAGAGUCUGCUGAAAGGCAAUUCAACAAUAGAAAUAGACGUUGCUCGUGCGACAAAUGCUGGGGCUGAUGAAAAUGUACUGGAGAUUGGUUUCGGUCUUGGUGAUGGACUUGAAUAUGUUCUGCAAAACACUAUCAGAAAUGGCAAAGGUUCACUUUAUGGUGUCGAUUAUUCAGAAGACGUGUGUAAAUGGGCGCGGAAGUCAUUGAAGAAGGACGUAGCAUCUGGGAAACUUACAAUACUAAAUGAAGACGUUGCUAAAAUGUCGAUUCCUGAUGCGACUAUACACAAAGUAUUCCACGUUCAUUGCUUUUAUUUCUGGCCUAGCUUGGCAAAUUCAAUCAACGAAAUAAAACGAAUCAUGAAACCCGGUGGACUGAUGAUAGCUGGAAUGCAUCCUGAAAAGCUUGAAAUGGUGAAAGAUAAAGGCCUGUUAGAAAGCUGGAUGUUUGAACCAAAAAGGUACAUCAAUGCUUUACAGGAAGCCGGAUUUGAGAAUAUAAAAGAGAAGAAUAUGUACAAUGGAGAAGUGAAAUCAGAUUUCAAACUCAUUUUUGGCACAAAGCCCGAUGAUUAA
This is a messenger RNA of Styela clava, 669 nucleotides long. RefSeq lists its product as uncharacterized. Gene Ontology annotation, biological process: sterol biosynthetic process. Gene Ontology annotation, molecular function: sterol 24-C-methyltransferase activity. The record is from RefSeq and is a predicted model, not a curated record. Gene Ontology annotation, cellular component: endoplasmic reticulum. Lineage: Eukaryota; Metazoa; Chordata; Ascidiacea; Stolidobranchia; Styelidae.